This is a messenger RNA of Salpingoeca rosetta, 2317 nucleotides long. Its product is annotated as sphingosine-1-phosphate lyase 1. Gene Ontology annotation, molecular function: pyridoxal phosphate binding; carbon-carbon lyase activity. The record is from RefSeq and is a predicted model, not a curated record. The transcript has 5 exons. Gene Ontology annotation, biological process: carboxylic acid metabolic process. The coding region runs from base 111 to 1757 and encodes 548 amino acids. Lineage: Eukaryota; Choanoflagellata; Craspedida; Salpingoecidae.
CACACACAAACAAGGCACUGACCAACAACAACCACCAAACCAAGGUUGUUCGUCGUUCUCCAUCUCAUCGUCGAUCCGAUCACAUCACCACUCACACAGCAACAACAACGAUGGGACUGUGUGGGAUUGUCAGCUGCGUGGCUUACGUGGUCACUGCGCUGUUUGUGACGGCGCUGGUGCGCACGUAUGUCAAGGCCGGUGCGCAGGCGGCGACGGCGCAGUUCAUCGCCGCCCUGCGAGCAGCCAUCCCCGGCCUGAACGCCAUCCUGGCCUUUGUCAUCGCGCGUGAAGCACAUGACGCCGUGGGCAAGCUCAUGCCAAAGUCCGGCGACGGCGACGACGGCGCGGAAAAGAAGGCCAUCUCGGAGCGCGUCACCCUGCCGGAGAAGGGCGUUCCCGUGGAGGAACUGCUCGAGCGCAUGCGGGAGCUGAAGAACAAGGACGCCGACGCAGACCAUGGGCGCCUCUUUGCCCUUGUGUACACCACGGAGAAGGACAAGCACAUGCAGGCCGUUCGCAAGGCACAGUCCAUGUUCAAGGACAAGUAUGGCCUUACGGAUGAGUCCAUGGACGCGUUUGUGACCCAGGCUUACAACAUCUUCUCCCACGAGAACGGGCUCAACCCGGCCGCCUUCCCAAGCCUUCGCCUCUUUGAGACGGAGACGUGCAGCAUGAUUGCGGACAUGUUGAACGGUGACGAAAACGUCGUUGGCAACCUCACCUCCGGCGGCACGGAGAGCAUCCUCAUGGCCGUCAAGACGUACCGCGAUAUGGCUCGCACCCUACGCCCAAGCAUCACCGACCCGGAGAUUGUGUGCCCCAUCACGAUCCACCCUGCGUUUCAGAAGGCCGGCGCGUACUUCAACGUGCGCAUCGUGACAGUGCCCGUGGACAAGAACAUGCGCGCAGAUGUCAGCGCCAUGGCCAAAGCCAUCACCCACAACACCAUCGCCCUUGCCGUCUCCGCCCCGCAGUACCCGCACGGCAUUGUUGACCCUGUUGAGGCUGCUGGUGCGCUGGCGGAGGCACGCGGCCUGCCCCUGCACGUCGAUGCGUGCUUUGGCGGCUUCAUGCUGCCGUGGGUGGAGAAGCUCGGCUAUAAGGUGCCCGUGUUUGACUUCCGCGUGAAAGCCGUCACCUCCAUGUCUGCCGACAUCCACAAGUACGGCUGGGGCGCCAAGGGCGCGUCGUGCGUGCUGUUCCGCAACAAGUCCAUCCGUAAGCACAUGAUCUUCGCCUACUCCAAGUGGCCCGGUGGCCUCUUUGUCUCCCCAAGCAUGGCCGGAACUCGCCCAGGUGGCACAAUUGCUGCCUCGUGGGCGGCCCUUAAAGCGCAGGGCAAGGACGGCUUCAUGCGCAUUGCCCGCGACACGAUGACCACGACCACCAAGCUCAUCACCGCCAUCCGCGCCUUGGACGACCUCGACAUUGUUGGCGAACCCAACAUGACCGCCUUCGCCGUCAUCUCCACCAACCCGAGCGUCGACAUCCAGGCAGUGGCAGAUGUGAUGGAGAGCAAGAACUGGAAGGUUGAGCGGCAGCAGAACCCGACGUGCCUGCACUUCAGCAUUAUGCCGCACCACGCCAACGCCGCCGACGACCUCGUCCAGGCCCUCAAGGACGCUGUGACGGCUGUGAAGAACCACGAGCUGUCCGCUGAGGGCGUUGCUGCGAUGUACGGCAUGGUGGAAAAGAUGCCGGACAAGGGUCUCGUCACAGACUUCCUCAAGAACCUCAUGAACGACAUCUACUCGUAACUUGAGCCGCCACACAAGACAGAGAGGGGGGAGAGAAAGGGAUGUUCCAUUCUCCCUCUUUCGGGGGUUUUCCCCCUUUGUUGCCUUUGUUGGUGUUUUUCCUUUUAUGGGGUUUUGCGCGUUGCUUUCAUCCCUUGCUGCUGUCUGCGUCCCUUGUCUUGUCUGCGUCUUCGUUUUCUCAUUCACACUCGAUUGCAUCUCCCCUAAACAACCGUUUUCCAACUCCAUCGUUAAUCAGCCUUCCUUCCUUCAUGUUCCACCCCCCCCCCAGUCCCUCCGCUCGCUUUCAUAUCCUCUUCGUGUUCGUUCUCUCUGUUCCCGUUGAUAUAUGGUUGUUCUCGCGUUGCCUGUCCCCCUUUCUCCUACAUGUCCAUUCAUCUGUCUUGCUUGUGUCUUGUCUUCGUCUCCCCAUUCACACACAACGGCGACUUGAAGGUGCGGUUUUACUACAACUGGGUGCCGUGACAGUGACGUUGCAAGCUUGCAUGAACACCAACUACAAACAUACAGCAGCCAUCUUCUCGUCAUGCACCUUCACCAAAUAUGCACAACGAAUAGGG